CUCAGAAAAGAAGUCAUGUUGAAGGAGACACUUGGGACUUUAAUGAAUCUAACCUGUUAACAUCCCACAGGCGAGAACAAUGGCAGCAGGAGGCUGGGUCUGCUUCCUAACUGGACUUCUGUCUCUGGCAUCUGCUGUGGAUCACAACCACCAGGGUGAGGCAGAUACCUACCAUGUGAGUGUUGGUCACCUGUUUUUGCUGAAAUGCCAGCCAGCUGAUGCUCAUUCCGAGAUAAUGUGGAGCAGAGGAGACAGUGGCAAUGAGAGCCUGCCCACUGGAGUAGAGGUCAGAGACGGGUUGCUGUGGUUUCAGCCCGUGCAGAUAACUCAUACUGGAAGCUAUAUCUGUGAAAAAAGGAAUGAAACUACAUCAUCAAAAAGAAGAUUUAGAGUUUUAGUGUCAAGAAAAGACUGCCCUGAUCCAAAUGAGAACAUCUCAGUUGUAAAGAGAGUAAGAGACGGUCUGCGGUGCAAACAGACUGAGAUCUUCAGACUGAAUCUCACAAGGAAAAUCCGAUGGAUGAAGGACUGUCAGCCAGUGCAGCUGGAUGAGGAGUCCAUCUAUCUGAAUGUAGACGGUUUCAUGAGGCUGCCGGCAGUGUCGGAGAGAGAUGCAGGAAAAUACACCUGCCUGAUAGACAUUACUGUAGAUGGCCAGAAUUACACUACAGCACGAAGUAUCCAGCUGACUGUUACAAACGGUGCUCCAGAGGUCUUUCCAGAGCUCCAUGUCAUAAGCCCUCUAAACGAUGUGGUCAUAGUUCAAGUGGGUAAGAGAGCAGAGCUGCAGUGUUUAGCCUACACCGGCUUCAGCGAGGAUACAGAGAUUUUCAUGUUCUGGACCAUUAAUGGCACAUACGCUAGCGACUACACAGGACUGAAAGAGUCCUGGACAUUCAUUCAUGACAGAGGCAAGGUGUAUGGUCAGUCAAAUCUGUCCAUCUCCAUAGUUCGACAUGAGUUCCUGAAUGUCCCCAUCAAUUGCCACAUCUCAAGCCCGGUUGAAGAGAAGUUUGGCAAGGCCUGGCUACAGGAAGCUGACCACGGUGUGUUCUACAUGAAUGUGGCUAUCUGCCUCAGUGCCCCCAUUACCCUUCUGCUUCUGACUGCCUUCAUUUUUAUCUGUAAAGUCGACCUGAUUUUAGCUUACAGGAAACUGACUACAACAUUUUCCAAACAACAAGUUGCAGAUGGGAAACUCUACGAUGCCUAUGUGAGUGUCGGCCAAUCUGCCAUGCUGAAUUUGGAUGGUGUGGCCUGCUUUGCUCUGCAGAUCCUGCCUAAGGAGCUGGAGCAGAAACACGGUUACUACAUGUACAUCAGAGGACGAGACGACUGCCCUGGAGAAGCGGUCCAUGAUAUCAUAACAGCUGCAGUGCGCCAAUGCCGCAGACUGAUAAUCAUCUUGUCAUCUCAUGGGAAAACAAAGGAAACUGUGCAGCCCUGGGGGAAUCAAAGCCAGCUGUUGUAUGAGCAGAAAGUGGGCCUUCACGAUGCUUUGAUGCAUAAUGAUCCCAAAGUUAUUCUGGUGGAAGUCGACGGUCCUGUGGAUUACAGUCAAUUACCGGAAUCACUGAGCUAUAUCAAAAGGAAACAAGGAGCUCUGGAGUGGAAAAACUCAUUUGUUAAAACUAACAAUCCAACUCAACUAUACUUGAAAAGAAACUUCUGGAAGAACCUAAGGUGUAACAUGCCAGCUGUAUCUGCAAGAAGACUGCAAAGUAUUACUUGAAGUGGUGAAUAAGCUCAAUUUAUCCAGGUUUACGGAUGGCAUCCAUCAGAAUCUUCAGUUUUCAGGACUCUCUGAGACUAUUUUUUAAGUUGUCCACACAUGGAGACAAGGCAUUUGAGCUAUCAUUCAUCAUAAUGUGGAUGAUUUAUUUUAAUAACGUACACUUUUGUAAAGUACCAGAACCGGUCCACUUACCAUACUGACUCUUGCAGUUCACACAAAGAUCAUCAAGCGAUAAUGUGGCAAAUCUUAAAUGUUUUUCACUCAAUGUGUAUAUCUCUACAAGAACCAGAAGCUGACUUUGCAUCUUAAUUUCCUUAAUUUGCUUUGAUUAUAUUUCUGUUUCAUGGAUUAGGCCCAAACGUUUGUCACAGAGCAAAAAAAUAAAUCAGAUUUCAAUUAUAUUCUUUAUGCCAUGUAAGCGUUGUGUCAGACAGGUUUUUGCUGAAAACAAUGGCUUGAUAAUAAAGAGUUGUGUGGCUAGAUUGAA
Girardinichthys multiradiatus is the source of this 2222-nucleotide messenger RNA. It is a transcript of the gene il1rl2, whose product is annotated as interleukin-1 receptor type 1. NCBI's taxonomy places the organism in Eukaryota, Metazoa, Chordata, Actinopteri, Cyprinodontiformes, Goodeidae. Gene Ontology annotation, molecular function: interleukin-1 receptor activity. The record is from RefSeq and is a predicted model, not a curated record. Bases 80 to 1732 code for a protein of 550 amino acids. The transcript is spliced from 11 exons. Gene Ontology annotation, biological process: signal transduction.